Otolemur garnettii (small-eared galago) is the source of this 1128-nucleotide messenger RNA. It is a transcript of the gene PSMD9, whose product is annotated as proteasome 26S subunit, non-ATPase 9. Gene Ontology annotation, molecular function: protein binding. Gene Ontology annotation, biological process: proteasome regulatory particle assembly. The transcript is spliced from 6 exons. Bases 101 to 772 code for a protein of 223 amino acids. The record is from RefSeq and is a predicted model, not a curated record. Gene Ontology annotation, cellular component: nucleus; cytoplasm. Lineage: Eukaryota; Metazoa; Chordata; Mammalia; Primates; Galagidae.
UGUUUUGGUCCGCGGGUGUAUCCGUAGCCACAGUCUGCCCUGGCGUCUACAGCCGGGGAGCCGGGAGUCGGGAGUCUUGGACCCUGGGCCGAGGUCCAAGAUGUCUGCCAGGCAAGGGAGGCAGAGUGGAGGUUCCUCGCUGGUUGGCGCGGUUUCUGUCAGCGACGUCCAGGAACUGAUGCGGCGCAAGGACGAGAUUGAGGCACAGAUCCAGGCCAAUUACGAAGUGCUGGACAGCCAAAAAGGAAUUGGGAUGAAUGAGCCGCUGGUGGACUCUGAGGGCUACCCUCGGUCGGAUGUGGACCUAUACCAAGUCCGCACUGCUAGGCACAACAUCAUCUGCUUGCAGAAUGACCACAAGGAAGUGAUGAAGCAGGUGGAGGAGGCCUUGCACCAGCUACAUGCUCACGACAAGGAGAAGCAGGCCCGGGACAUGGCCGAGGCAGAGGAAGAGGCCAUGAGCCACAAACCAGGGCACAGUAUGAGCCACAGACCUUCACAGGCCUUCGCCAAAGUGAACAGCAUCAGCCCUGGCUCUCCAGCCAGCACUGCGGGUCUACAAGUGGAUGAUGAGAUUACGGAAUUUGGCUCUGUCAACGUCCAAAACUUCCAUUCACUGAGUAACAUCAGCACUGUGGUGCAGCACAGUGAGGGGAAGGGCCUGAACGUGGUAGUGAUGCGUAGGGGAGAGAAACACCAGCUCAGACUUGUUCCAACACGCUGGUCAGGAAAAGGAUUGUUGGGUUGCAACAUUAUUCCUCUGCAGAGAUGACUGUCCUUUGGAAACAUUAACAGGAAAGCAUCUUCUCUUGCCCUGGACUUGGGUGUAGUGGAGAUUUCCUCACUCUCUUCUCUCCCUGAAGCAUAAGGAUGGAUCUGGAAGAAGCUGGAAGCCUGAACUUCUAGGUGGUGGAAACGCUAUGGCCUUCUCAUGUAAUCUCUCUGGAUUAAGGCAUUGUUAAAACACUUGAUUUGUGCUUAGCAUCUUUUGCAAAUGCCCUGAAUGGGAAUUCUCUGGCUUGUGGGCAAGUGGGUGGGAGUUAUUCUGGCAGGUGCUGAUAUGACCUUUUAGGAUUUUGUUUUAUUUUAUUUUAUUUUCAAAUAAACAGUUUUACAGUGCUGAUAUGA